Messenger RNA from Orussus abietinus, 1864 nucleotides. Its product is annotated as probable kinetochore protein nuf2. NCBI's taxonomy places the organism in Eukaryota, Metazoa, Arthropoda, Insecta, Hymenoptera, Orussidae. The transcript is spliced from 9 exons. Bases 250 to 1542 code for a protein of 430 amino acids. The record is from RefSeq and is a predicted model, not a curated record. Gene Ontology annotation, cellular component: Ndc80 complex; kinetochore.
UGCUCGUCGCUGUUGCGGUAAUGAAAUAUCGGCUUUCAGCCUUUUUAAAUUUUGCUUCAUGUCACCGUUAAAAGCGCCAAACGGUGCAAUUGAAUGUAAUUAACAACGAUUAAUGUCUUAGAGUUAUGACAAUUAUUUAUCGGAUUCAUCAUAAAUAAGUGUGCUGAACAUCUGAUAUUUCACCCGUAAAUAAUACUCGAAGUCAUACAUUUUAAUUGCUUACGGUUCUAUUCAAGUUAUUCCUUCAACAUGGACGGGGAUAUCGAAAAAAUUCUCGGGCUUCUUCUGGAUGCAGGACUUCCUGCAACAAUCACUGAUGUGAGGAAUCCUACUGCUGAAUUUAUACAUAACUUAUUUAUUGCAUUUCUUUUGAAACAUGGAUAUGAUGCCAAUACGAUAUUAAAGCCUACAAUAAAACAAUUCGAAGCUUCAGUCAAUCCAGAUUCAUCAUAUUAUCAAAUAAUCAGUUUUGUGAACUUGUAUGUAUCAAUGAAUGAGAUAUGUCAGAAGAUAUUUAUAACAGAUUUCUGCCUCACCGAUAUUACAAGCCCAGGACCAAAAAGAGCACGUAGACAGGCAAAGUUUCUUUCAAACUUUAUCCUGUACAAGAAUAAAAAAGUGAUUGAAAUAGAAGAUGAAAUGAAAAAGCCAUUUAAUACCUAUAAGAUGUACAGUGAUUUUAUGAAAAAUGAAGAACAAAAUUAUGAAAAAAUCAUGCAAAAGGAACAUGAAAUUCAAGAACUACUGAAAAAGAAGGAAAAGCGUCAGAAAUUAAUUGAAAAGAUACGUCAACAAUUUAAAGUAAACACUGAUAAAAACAAUGAAAUAGAAGAAUUACAGAAGAUAAAAGAACAGAGCAGACUAAAAACCAAAGAAGUGCUCGAGUCUUUGACAGAGAAAGCUAGACAGGGUAAAAAAAAGGUUGAAGAAUACCAGGCAAAGAUUAUAGUUUCACCUGAAGAAUACCAAGCUCGACUGGAAGAUUUAAAGCAGGAACAGAAAUGCAUGGAAGAGUCGAGAACAUCUAUGUUUGAGACCAUUGGACAUAAAAAGCAACAGAUCACAGAGUUAGAAAAGAGACAUAACAUUAUUCAACAGGAAUAUGAGAAGUUAGGAGAAUUAAAGGCAAUUCGACAGAACUGGAUAGAAGUACAGAAAACAUUGAAAGAAACAAACAUAUUGACAGAAGAAUUAAUAUCUACAAAUCAAAAAUUGGACCAUACUAAUUCAUUGCGAAAACGUGAGUGCCAGGACUAUACUGAUAAAAAAGAUAAACUGAAUGCACAAUGCAAGGAAAAAUUAUCUCCUUUGCAUAAAAUGUACCUACACCGCUCAAAUGAGAAGAAAUCAGCUACACUAUCACUGGAGGAAACCCGUGCUCAUCUGCAUAAGAUGCACAAAGAAAAAGUUGAAAUAUGUGAAACCAUAAAAAAUAUUACAUGCGAUAUUUCUCGCUUUUUAAAAAUGUGCCAAGAAGCUUACAAUGAGGAAAUCAGGCUGGAGCAAAAAACUGAAGCCCCAUGGUCACAAUUUCCAAACUGAUUUCACAAGAAAGAGCUUGUACCACCAUAAGAAAUUACUCUAAAGAAAAUGUAAUGAGGCAUCAACUAAUAUUCUGCAUAACAAAAAAUUGGGUAAGGGUACAUGAUAAUGUCUUGCCAGUGGAGAAAUCAUAAAUAUAGGUCAUGGCUUCUGUUUCCCAUGUAGUUUGUUUUUCUUUUUCACAGGCAAUUUCAGUGAAUUUCCCACAAUUGGGCAACAGUUGUUUUAGAAUAAUUUAUUGCUUAAUGUUGUGUUAACAGUAGUUUUUUACAUUCUCUUUACAAUAUAUAUAUAUUUUUAAUAACAUUAUGUAUACAUAUUA